This is a messenger RNA of Closterium sp. Yama58-4, 1236 nucleotides long. Lineage: Eukaryota; Viridiplantae; Streptophyta; Zygnematophyceae; Desmidiales; Closteriaceae. The record is from the annotation of a GenBank genome assembly.
AUGACUGUCAAAAAAUGUGGCAGACGUUUUCGUGACCUGGUUCAUAGGCUACCUCCCUACAAGCCGACUGGUUCAUUCCUUGUCACCGUUUGCAAUGGCGGUCUCAAUCAACAGCGAGGAGCAAUUGUCAAUGCCGUUGUCCUAGCACGCUUUCUUAAUUUGACACUUGUUGUUCCAUUCUUGAAAGCCCACCCUGUCUGGGGAGAUAGCAGCUCGUUUCAAGAUUUAUUCAACCUGACGCAUUUUGAAUCGGUGCUGAAAAGCUUCGUCAAAGUGGUUACAACCAUCCCCGAAGAGGCAAAACAACUCCCUAUUCAUGAAUUUAGGCCUCCUGAAGAUGCUCUGGCAACGUUGGAUUGGUACGUGGACAACGUUAAGCCAUCAGUCCAAAACAACAGCAUUGUUCUACUAAGUCCCUUCGCACGGCGCCUCGGAAACGUUCUUCCAGAACCGUGGCAACUCCUUCGGUGCAAGGUCAACUAUGAGGGCCUCAGAUUCGUGAAUUCCAUUCUUGUACUUGGAAGAAAGGUCAUACGGAGAAUGAAGAAGAUGUCAUCCAACUUCGUGUCAUUGCACUGGAGGUUCGAGACUGAUGCUGUUGCUUAUUCCAUGUGCGAAUACGGGGGUGGUGAGAAGGAGAAGCUGGCUCUAGAGGAAUACCGCAUAGAACACUGGGACAGAGCAACAAGGAAGCUUCGUGAAACACUUAAUCCUGCUAGUCAGCGAGUACUUGGACAGUGUCCAAUGAGUGCCAUCGAGACAGGAAUCUUCAUGCGAGCAAUGGGAGUUCGCAAAAGCUCAGCCAUUUACGUUGCUACGUUAGAGAGACAGCUUUUUGGUGGCAAUCAUAGCCUUCAAUCUCUGCGAUCCAUGUUUCCAAAUGCUGUGACGAAACGAGACAUUUUAACACAGGGAGAACUUGGUCCGUUAGAGGAAAGGGCAUCUGCACUAGCAGCUAUUGAUUACAUAGUCUCAACAGAAAGUGGCAUCUUCAUUCCAACCGCGACUGGAAAUUUUCCUAAUUUUGUUAUUGGGCACAGGCUUUAUUAUGGCCAGCGGAGCAUUCAACCGGACUUGAAAAAACUGGCAUUAUUAUACUCAUGCCACCACCUGUCCAAAGAGCACGAUAUGCUUGACCUCGUCAGAGCUGCCCACGAGGACCGCUUUAUUUACCAUGGGAGGUCACCAAAGAGCAACUUUUUUGCAAACCCAGAGGAGUGCCUCUGCCCGGCCUGA